AUGGAGAAGAUGUCCCGACAUCCCGUCCAGUUCGUGCCCGCGGCGACGCACGGAGUGCUGAAGUCUCUGCUGGAGACCCCGAUGAAGCUGCCGCUGCAUCAUGAAGGUGAAGUCUCUUUCAGCAAGGAGAAGGAGAAGAACCUGGAGGAGGAGCGCAGCGCCCCCCAGUCGGCCUUCCUGGGCCCCACGCUGUGGGACAAGACCCUGGCCUACGACGGGGACUCCUUCCAGCUGGAGUACAUGGACCUGGAGGAGUUCCUGUCAGAGAACGGCAUCUCCUCUUCCGGCACCUCGCAGCAGCACGGGCGCCACCAACCGCACCAGCCGCCGGUCGUGUCCCGAGCCCCGCCCACGCCGGCGCCCUCGGUCAUGGACCUCAGCAGCCACGCCUCCACCUCCGUCUCUCUGAGCUGUCUGCGCGGCAGCCCGGCAAGAGCAGGUAACAUUUCACUUUGCCUCCCGAGCUCCAGGACCACCAGCCACGGGGACCCCGACUCCAUCCGGGUCCCCGUCGGGUACGAGCCCGACCCGGCCGACCUGGCGCUGUCCAGCGUUCCGGGUCAGGAGAUGUUCGAUCCGCGCAAACGCAAGUUCUCGGCCGAGGAGCUGAAGCCGCAGCCGAUGAUCAAGAAGGCUCGAAAGAUCUUCAUCCCCGAGGACCUGAAGGAUGACAAAUACUGGUCCCGGCGCAGGAAGAACAACGUGGCGGCCAAGCGGUCCCGGGACGCCCGGCGGCUCAAAGAGAACCAGAUCGCCAUCCGGGCCUCAUUCCUGGAGAAGGAGAACUCGGCUCUGAGGCACGAGGUGGCCGAGCUGAGGAAGGAACUGGGACGCUCCAAGAGCUCGCUGGCCAAGUACGAGGCCCGGCUGUGAGGA
Molecule: messenger RNA, 876 nt
Organism: Cyclopterus lumpus (lumpfish)
Lineage: Eukaryota; Metazoa; Chordata; Actinopteri; Perciformes; Cyclopteridae
Gene: hlfb
Product: HLF transcription factor, PAR bZIP family member b
Exons: 4
Coding region: 1-873 (290 amino acids)
Biological process (GO): regulation of transcription by RNA polymerase II
Cellular component (GO): nucleus
Molecular function (GO): RNA polymerase II cis-regulatory region sequence-specific DNA binding; DNA-binding transcription factor activity, RNA polymerase II-specific
Source: RefSeq, a predicted model, not a curated record